AAGAAGCCAUAGUCCUCAGGUUGGGGAGAGGAUGUCUAGUAACUUGUGGUUUGGACAAUGUUCAUGUUUUGUGUUCUUUUUCCAAGAACUUUUCAAAGUACAAUUCUGUGUUCAUUGCGUUUGCGAGAAAGGGCAGGCAUCCUCACGCAUCUCGUUCCCUAUGUAGCCCUAGCUUUGAGCAGUGGGGGACACACAGCAGGUGCUCGACAGGCACGUGUGGAGGGGCGAACUGCAUUGCCCCAAAUCCCAGCGUUGGGGAGAGAGCGAGGCCAAGUGAAGGAGCAAAGCACCAGCACCUAGGACCCUCAGAAAAAGCGCCACAAGACCCGUACCAUCCACCACCCCAGCCGGAUGCCCGCCCUCGCGCGUGCGCCGGCAGCAGCCCAGAUCCAGGCGUUUGGCUGAUUGGCUGCGACGGCUCCUCGAAGCGGCGUUGCGCGUGCGCGCUUUCCUCGCGCGGGCUCGACUGGUGUGUAGCUCUUCGUUAUUCCCCGCCGCCGCAGCCCCAGCUCCUGGUCCGGGACGCCUCAUCCUCAGAGCUCGGAAUGUUCCCUGAACUCAAUAACCUUCUCAACACCACUCCUGACAGGGCGGAGCAGGGGAAACUGACUCUACUCUGUGAUGCCAACACAGAUGGCAGCUUCCUUGUGCAUCACUUUCUCUCCUUCUACCUCAAAGCUAAUUGUAAAGUCUGCUUUGUGGCACUGAUCCAGUCCUUCAGUCACUACAAUAUCGUGGGACAGAAGUUGGGUGUCAGCCUGACUGUGGCACGGGAGUGCGGGCAGCUUGUGUUCCUAGAAGGUCUUAAGUCUUCGGUGGAUGUUUUCUUCCGGGCUCAGGCUGAGCCACACCCCUUGCAGUUCCUCAGGGAGGCCAAUGCUGAGAACCUGCAGCCACUGUACGAGUUUGUGCGGGAGGCUCUGAAGCCCGUGGAUGAUGGAGAGGCUGCGUGGAGGUGCCCAGUGCUGCUGGUGGACGACCUCAGUGUGCUGCUGAGCCUGGGCAUGGGUGCGGUGGCUGUAUUGGACUUCAUCCACUACUGCAGGGCCACCGUGUGCUGGGAACGAAAGGGAAACAUAGUAGCCCUGGUGCACGACAGUGGAGACACCGAGGACGAGGAGAACAACAUCCUUUUGAACGGCCUUAGCCACCAGAGCCACCUGAUCCUGCGGGCUGAGGGGCUGCCCACUGGCUUCUGCAGGGACGUGCAUGGGCAGCUGAGGAUCCUCUGGAGGACGCCAUCACAGCCCACAACCCAGCGGGAUCGGAGCCUCACUUACCAGUACAAGAUACAGGACAAGAGCGUGUCCUUUUUUGCCAAAGGAAUGUCUCCUGCUGUUCUGUGACCUGAUUGAGGGGCAAAUGUAGCUACCUUGGACUGUUUUCAGAUGUGAAAGAUGAAACAACGAGUGGGAAUGGAUCUGCACACCUUUGAAGUGGUAUUUCAGCCUGGAUUGCCACCACUGUGACCCGGCGCCGUGGAAUGGCUCUGUGACAGUAUGCCUUUGUUGCCCAGGGCCCUAUUCCGAAAACACAUAAGGAAUUGCAACCCGGCCUCUGCUGAGAGAGAUGCCACAUAUUGAAACCAGGUGAAAGUCAUCCCAGGAGCCUUUCAUUAAAUACACUUUAGCCUCAACUGCCCAUUUUUGGCUUUUGAGCCUUUCAGAGCCAGAGAAGGUAUAACUGUGCCAGCCAGAGGACAGUCCUGGGUGUCAGGCAUAUGAGGUGACAACUUGGGUAAUUAUGGCUGUGGUAAGGCGAGUCCUACAUCAUGGCUUCCUCACGAUGGAUUGUCUCAUUUAAUUUUCACCUUCAUCCAGCAAAGGUAUUUUUCCUUCAGUCCAGUAAGAAAACCGGCUUAAAGAGGUUUGGAAACACGCUCACGGUUGUAGAGCAGGCUGUAGAUAGUGGAGCCUAACUCUGAAGUCCACACUUGCUGACUGACCCUCAAGGAAACCAGGGGCAGGCUCCCUACCCGGUUCACAGCCUCCUGGUUGUGUGGUCCCUGACCCAGGUGUCAUGAAACCGCGGCCUUGGUCACAUGAGGCUUCAUGGCCUUGGUGACAGGGGUAAGGAGUGUUCUUGCCACCAGGUGGGAUAGGGCCUUGGCAAGUUGCUGCCUCCCUUACCUGUAAAGACUGAAGAGGUGAGCACUUGCCCCAGCGUCCCAUAGAUGCCAACUUACCACACUCUGCCCGUCGGUCAAGAUCACCUCAGUAGACACCGGGGGUAUUCCCUUAAACUGGGUACAUUUUGUUGUACCACAAUGAAUUAUUUUUAAAAUUAAAAGUAAAUAAAAUGAAAAAAAUAACACUGCAGGGACUAAGGAAAUUUCAUACCUGUUGUUUAAUUGUAACUUUUCCACAUUUUGUAGUCUUCAUAAGAGGAAACAAUUUAUCACUCCUCCCCUCAAAUCAUAGAAAAAGAAAACUUAAAAAACUAAAAAAAACAGGAAUGCCUGGGUGGCUCAGUCAGUUAAGCGUCCGACUGCAGCUCGGUCAUAAUCUCAUGGUUUGGGAGUUCAAGCCCUGCAACAAGGCUCCUUGCUGACAGUGCAGUGCUUGCUUGGGAUUCUCUCUUUCCCUCUCUCUCUGCUCCUUCCCCACUUGCACUUUCUCUCUCUCUCUCUCUCUCUCUCUCUCUCUCUCAAAAUAAAUAAACAAACAAACAAACAAAAAAUAAAGCAGGGAAGGGGCCUAGGAAAGUGAGGGAUAAUGAAAUUUUAGUUUUUUCCCUGUAGAGGAAUUUCUGAAUUAAAGCCUGGAUUGGCCCUCACGUGGUAUCAAGAUUGUUCUUUGGAAUGAUGGAGCCAGUUAACAGUGACCUCUACGUUUUCCUCCACCAAUGUUGGAUUUAACUUAAUUUUUACUAACUUAAUAGUUGUGUAAAGUUUGUAAAAAUGAAUAUCUCUUGAAUGGCUAGGAUAUAAUUUUCUUUGUAUUUUCCCAUGUGUUGAGAAUGUAUUCCUCACUUUUAAUGACUUAUCAAUUAGAAUGUGGUGUCAACUUUGUUUUCUCAGUUCUUUGUAAUAUUUUGGAAAGGAUUUUAUCAUUGCCUGUGUUCAUGUAUAUUUUUUUCUAUAUUUGGGUUUUUAAAAAUACUUUAUCUUGGGGCACCUGGGUGGCUCAGUUGGCUAAGCAUCCGACUUCUGCUCAGGUCAUGAUCUCUCGGUUUGUGAGUUUGAGCUCCGCAUCAGGCUCUGUGCUGACAGCUGAGAGUCUGGAGCCUGCUUCGGAUUGUCUCCCUCUCUCUCUCUGCCCCUCUUCUAUUCUCUCUCUCUCUUUCUCUCUCUCUCUCUCUCUCCCAUUUCAAAAAUAAACGUUAAAAAAAAAAGUUUUGGGGCGCCUGAGUGGCUCAGUCGGUUAGGCGUCUGACUUCAGCUCAGGUCAUGAUCUCACAGUUCGUGAGUUUGGGCUCUGGGCUGACAGCUGGGAGCCUGGAGCCCACUUCGGAUUCUGUGUCUCCCUCUGUCUGCCCCUCCACUGCUUGCACUCUGUCUCUUGCAUUGUUUCAAAAAUAAAUAAACAUUAAAAAAAUUUAAAAAGUUUUGUUUUCUAUGCAGAUAUGCAUUAAUUCAUGAAGUUUUUGUGGAGUUCCUGUUUUAUAUGAGGGACUCAAGAUAAAGACGGUCCUCAAGUCACCUGCUGUGCUGUGAUGGGGGCUAGGGAACAGGCAUUGACAUAAAUAACGUGCAGCUGUGGAGAAGAUGAUGCAGGCCACAGAAGCAACUCAAGUAGUGAGUGGGGACAGAUUGGUGGUCACAGGAAGGAGUAAUUAUUUCCCCAUCACGUUUUUGUUUUUGUUUUGUUGUUAAGGGAGCAGAAAACUGGGGAAGAAUUUAUGGAGACAGUACUAUUUGAACAAGACGUUGGAAUGUUCCUAUUUUGUCACUGAUGUUACCUUUGUUCUUCAGGACUCAGGAAUAUAUUUUUCUUCCUGAAUGGAAUGAAGGUGCUGUUCUUUGUUGUUGUUUCUGGUUUAAAAUAAUUUAAGAAAAUUAACUUCUUUAGAAUUUGCUACAGUACUGUAAUUUGUCUACCUGCUGAUAACUAAAUAGUCCGACAGCAUUUAUAGUAUUUACUGAAAAGUAGUGAUCCUCUUUAUGUAGUUUGGCUUUAUUUAUACAUAAAGUUCUUAAAACUGAGCUUUUCUGAAAUUUAUCCUUUUUUUAUUUUUUACUUAAAAUUUUUUUAAUGUUUAUUUAUUUUUGAGAGAGAGAGAGAGUGAGUUGGGGAGGGGCAACGAUAGAGGGAGACACAGAACCUGAAGCAGGUUCCAGUCUCUGAGCCCAGCGUGGGGCUCAAACCCAUGAACCGCGAGAUCAUGACCCGAGACAAAUUCUGAUGCUUAACUGACUGAGGCACCCAGGCGCCCCGAAAUUUAUCUUGUUUUUUAAUGUUUGCUUAUUUUUGAGAGAGAGUGCAUGUGCAUGCACAGGCACACACGUGAAGGGGGGGAGGGGCAAAGAGGAUCUGAAGUACAGAGCCUGAUGUGGGGCUCAUAUUCACGGACUGUGAAAUCAUGACCUGAGCCAAGUUGGCGCUUAACCAACUGAGCCACCCAGAUGCCCCUGAAAUUUGUCUUUAAUUGAUACUGAAAGUUUAGUAUAUGUCUGCUCUCAAGAGCCUUUAUUAAAAGGAUAUCGUGCCCUCUUGUUUAUCCAGAUGAAUUUUACCAGCACUUCAUUCAAGCUCUAGACAGUAU
Messenger RNA from Panthera uncia (snow leopard), 4704 nucleotides. RefSeq names its product elongator acetyltransferase complex subunit 6 (gene ELP6). The record is from RefSeq and is a predicted model, not a curated record. The coding region runs from base 546 to 1346 and encodes 266 amino acids. The transcript has 7 exons. Gene Ontology annotation, biological process: tRNA wobble uridine modification. Lineage: Eukaryota; Metazoa; Chordata; Mammalia; Carnivora; Felidae. Gene Ontology annotation, cellular component: elongator holoenzyme complex.